Messenger RNA from Leishmania mexicana MHOM/GT/2001/U1103, 663 nucleotides. RefSeq names its product putative elongation factor 1-gamma. NCBI's taxonomy places the organism in Eukaryota, Euglenozoa, Kinetoplastea, Trypanosomatida, Trypanosomatidae. The coding region runs from base 1 to 663 and encodes 220 amino acids. The record is from RefSeq and is a predicted model, not a curated record. Gene Ontology annotation, biological process: translational elongation. The transcript has a single exon. Gene Ontology annotation, cellular component: nucleus; cytoplasm.
AUGCAUCUGCUCUACAAAAAGAACGCCAAUAACGCGCCAGCGCAGAAGAUUCUCGCGGCGGCGGCGUACGCAGGCGUGGAGAUUACCGCGGAGUCGUGUGACGAGAACAAGGCCAGCACCGACGCUGACUUCCUCAACUUCUGCGACCCGUGUGGCGAGUAUCCGGUGCUGGAGAUCGGGGACGGCUCUGGUAUCUCCGUGUUCGGUGCCAAUGCGAUCCUGCGCUACGUGGCGCGCAUGAAGGAUGAAGGCUCGGUGCACCCCUACGGUCGCACGCCGUUCGAGGCGAGUCAGGUGGACAUGUGGAUCGACUUUUCUAGCACGGAGAUCGACGCGGCGAACAUGCCGUACAUUCGUAUGGCGUACGAGAAUGCCACCAGCGACGUACCGGCAGACGCCAUUGAUAAGGUGAAGGCUGUGCUUUCUGCACUGGAGGAGGUGCUGAGUGUGCGCACCUUUCUCGUCGGUGAGCGCCUGUCCAUUGCCGAUGUGGCCGUCGCCUUCUCCAUUCAUUGGGUGUAUCGCUGCAACCGCAAGCACGGCCAGACCCUCUCCAAGGAGUACCGCGCCGUGUACCGCCACUAUAACACGGUGAUGCGUCACCCCAAGAUUCACGCCAUGAUGCGCAAGGAGUGCGCAGCACUCGGCCCUCUGCGCAGCUAG